CCAAGUCAGAAGGCUCACUCUCCCUGAGGCAGCAGGGAAGACUUGAAGAGGGAAGAAAAAAGAGAUAAAGAAAGAGCAGCAAGAGGGACCAGGGCUCACCAUGGGCCCUGUGCAGCUCUUGCUGCUCUCCCUGCUGCUCAGCAGUGGUGUUCUCACACAAGAAGAAUCACCUGAAAGUGCAAAUCCAGCAUGUUCAAAGGAUGCAACCAGAUUCAAACCCCUCAGAAAAUAUGUUUACUCAUAUGAAGCAGAGACAUCAAGUGGGAUCACAGGAACAGCAGAUUCUCGAAGUGGUUCAAAGAUCACUUGCAAGGUUGAACUGGAGGUACCCCAGCUAUGCCGCUUCAUCCUGAGGACAAUGCAUUGCUCCCUGAGGGAGACUUUUGGUGUUGACACUGAGGGAAGGGCUAUUCUGAAAAAGUCCAAGAACUCUGAGGACUUUGCAAAUGCCAUGUCAAAGAAUGAGCUAAAAUUCAGCAUUCAGGAUGGAACGAAAGUCAAGCUGUAUCCAGAGAAGGAUGAGCCUCUGAAUGUACUGAAUCUCAAGAGAGGUAUCAUCUCAGCUCUCCUUGUGCCAACAGAAACGGUGGAAAACAUAAAAACGAUUCCAAUGGAUACUGUGUAUGGAAAGUGUGACAGUGAAGUUGAAUUCAAAUCCAGAAAAGGGAAUGUUGCAGAAGAUAUUUCAAUUACCAGGUACCUGAAAGGCUGUGACAGCUUCAGUCCCAUCAGAGAUCAUGUCAGCCCCAUUGCCAUUGUAAAAGGACUAAGCACCCCGUUAUCUGCCCUUCUGAAGAGCACUCAGUACUGUCAUUACAAUAUUGAUGCAAAGAAAAGGCACAUAAGAGAUGUUGUCUGCAGUGAAAAGCACCUGUUUCUGCCUUCCUCAUACAAAAAUCGCUAUGGUGUCAUGACAGAGGUCAACCAGACUCUGAAGCUUGAAGAUACCCCAAAGAUCACUAGCAAAAAUUCUGAUGGAGGUAUAGGAGAUGCACUGGAAGAGAAGGGACUUGCACUGGAAAGUACAGAUGCCAAACUGUCCAGGCAGGGCGAUGCUGUUCUGAAAACCCUUCAAGAAAUGCAGAAACUUACAGCCUCCCAGGAGAACCAGCAGAGAGCAAGACUCUUUUACAGAUUUGUCUCUGGGCUGAGGAGUUUACACAACAGCACUCUUGGCUCUCUUGUUCCAAAGAUGAUGGAAACCUCAAGCUCCAUCACUGUCCAGGCCCUGGCCCAGUGUGGGACUCCAGAGUGCUACAGUGCAAUCCUUCAAAUCCUGAGAACUGGAAAUGUGAAUCCACUUGUGGCAGACCUGGUCACAUACACCCUGGGGCUGUUGCCUUCUCCAACUCCACAAAGAAUACGGGAAAUUCUUAACAUGGCCCAGUAUCAGCCAAGUAGAGCUUCAUUCUAUGGCUUGAGUCAUUCUGUUACUAAGUUCUACAACGAGAAGAAAAUUGUGACAGAGGAAAUAGCAGAUGUUGCAGACUUCAUGGUAUCACUGCUUGGCACUGAUUGUUCUGGGGAAGAUGAACUCACAUACCUCACACUUCGGGCUAUUGGAAACAUGGGUGCAGUAAUGGAGAAAGCUAAACCCAGUGUGAAAUCUACUCUGAAGAUGUGUAUCAGAAAUGAAGCUGCAUCACUUUCAGUUCAGAAGGCAGCCAUCCAGGCAUUCAGGAAAAUGACAAUUACUGAAGAGGACCGUUCAGCCCUACUCAAAGCAUUCCAAGAACUGGAUGCACCCACAGACAAACGCCUAGCAUCCUAUCUCCUAGUGAUGAAAAAUCCCUCUCCAAGUGAUCUUGCAAAGAUUUUGAGAGUCCUCACAAAGGAGAAGAGUGAGCAGGUGAAAAGCUUUGUUGCCUCACACAUUGCCAACAUCCUGGACUCUGAAGAACUGGGCAUCGAAGAUCUAAAAAGCCGAGUUGAAGAGGCUCUGAAAGGAAAUCAGCUCCCAACAGCCAAAGAUUUUAGAAAAUUCUCACGUAAUUAUCAGAUCUCAAAAAGAGUUUCUGUACCUGGAAUUGACCCCAUCUCUGCCAAAGUAGAAGGAAAUGUGAUAUUUGAUCCAAACAGCUAUAUUCCUAAGGAAACCAUGCUGAAAACCACCCUGCAUGCCUAUGGAUUCGACCCAAGUGAUGUCUUUGAGCUUGGCUUGGAUGGAAAGGGAUUUGAACCAACACUGGAAGCAUUGUUUGGAGAGAAUGGAUUUUUCCCAGACACCGCAACCAAGGCCUUGUACUGGGCUGAUGGCAAAGUGCCAGAGAAGGUUUCCAAGGCACUUUUUGACUAUUUUGGUUACUCACAGGAUGGCAAGCAGGAUCAGGAUAUCAUGAAAGGAAUAAUACUUAACCUUGAAAAACUAAUAAAAGACUUGGGCAGCAAAGAAGCUCCAGAAGGAAGAGCAUAUCUAAGGAUCCUGGGAGAAGAACUUGGGUACAUGAAACUCAGUGAUUUUAAACUGCUGGGAAGCUUGAUUUUAAAGAGUGUUAAAACUCUUCAGACUCUUCCCGAAAUGAUUGCACAAGCCAUCUCAAAAGGUGUUGACAGGGAUCUGUUUGUCCACUACAUAUUCAUGGACAAUGAGUUUGAGCUUCCAACUGGAGCAGGUUUGCAACUGAAGUUUGCCAUGUCUGGAAUAGCAACACCUGGAGCAAGGGUAGCUGCAAAGCUUCAUCAAAAAAGCAUGCAAGCAGAUCUCAUUGCUAAACCUUCAGUAGCAGUUGAGUUUGUGACACACCUGGGAAUGAACAUGCCUGAAUUUGCUGGAACUGGUGUGGAGAUGAAUUCUAAUAUAUUUCAUGAAUCUGGAAUAGAGGCACAUGUUAGUGUAAAAGCUGGACAAUUGAAAUUCAGCAUUCCUGCUCCAAAGAGUCCAGUAAAACUCCUCAGUAUCAGCAAUACGCUGCAUUUGGUGUCUCCAGCCAAAACUGAAGAGAUUCCAACUCUGAUAGAGAACCAAGAAACCUCAACUUCUUGUAAGCCUUUCAUACCUGGUCUAAAUUUCUGCACCAAAGUAUUGUACCCUAAUUCCACUGACACAGAGGCAGUUCCAUAUUUUCCCUUGACUGGAGAAUCCAGAUUUGAGGUUGAAUUAGUGUCCACGGGCGAAGUAAAGGAAUACUCUGCAAGUGCAAACUACGAACUGCAGAGAGAGGGAAAUGACCAGAUAGACACCUUAAAGUUGGCUGUCCAGGCAGAAGGUGUAAACCAGCAUGAGGCCACACUGACCUUCAGGUACAACAGAGGCAAAAAGAUUUUGACCAGUGAUGUCCAGAUUCCAGAUGUUGGUGUUGACUUUGGAACAAACUUCAGAAUUACUGAUGAAUCCAUUCCUGGGAAGAAAGCAUACACAUUUGUCUUAGAUGUCAACAACAAGAAGAUUACAGAAGUUACUCUUACUGGCCAGAUAAGAUAUGCUGGAGUGGAAGAGGCAACAUUAAGAGGCACCAUUUCUUUUCCUCGCCUGGAGACUGAACUUAGAAGUGAAGCAUUGGUUAAUUAUUCACCAAACAAAGCAUAUCUUCAGAUCAGCUCAGCUGCAGCAAUUCAUGAAAACUCAAUUUCAAAAAGAGUUCUUCUCAGAUACGAUGCUGAGAAAGUUGAGCUAGAGUGGAAUUCAGGUGCCAGUGCUGCUGUGAAAAAACUGUCUUCUGCCUUCCCAGCUGACUUUUCAGACUACCCAAAAACUCUAGAGAAGCGUACCAACGAACUUCUGGAUCGGAAAGUGGCUCAUACGGAUAUGACACUGCGACAUAUUGUGUCACAAUUUAUCGUGGCAACCAACACCUGGCUGCAAAAGACAUCAAAAGAUAUCCCUUAUGCCCAGACUCUGCAAGACAAACUAAGUGCGCUGCAGGAACUGAACAUUCAGAAACUAAAUCUGCCUGUUAUCACCAUCCCUGAAGAACUUUUCCUGAAAAGUGAAGGCCGGGUCAGAUACAACUUCAAUAAAAACAGUUUUGUAAUUGAUAUUCCACUGCCAUUUGCGGGAAAACCAUCUGAUGAGAUAUGGAUGCCAAAGACUGUUAGAACACCUCCUCUGGUAGUGGAGUCCAUGGGAAUAAGUGUGCCAUCUCAGGAAUACAGAAUCCCAACAUUUACUGUUCCAAAAUCCUAUCCUUUCCGUGUGCCUUUGCUGGGCAAGUUGGAGGUCUCUGCUAACGUGUACAGCAACUAUUACAACUGGACAGCCGCGUACACCGUGACUAACAGCACCACAGAGAGAGCAACCAGCGUAAAAGCUAGCUACAACACAAACGCUGAUUCAGUUUUUGAGCUGCUUUCCUACAGUGUGAAAGGUUCUGGAGAAGCAUCAUAUAACAGAAACGGAUUCAUCUGUGCAUACGAAAAUCACCUGAAGCACAGAGUCUUAACAUCAGUUUUUAAAAUGUCCGGCAGAAAGAAUUAUGAACCUAUUCCAGUUGCAAACUACACCUUAUCACUUACAGCAUCAAGUACUCUGGGUUCUCAGCUUUCAUUUUCCAGUGACAUUGUUUCUGAAAAGAUAAAUAACGUGAAUACCAAUAAUGUCAAUAUGGAAGGGCAGCUGGAGGUGGCUUCCGUGUUUGCAAAAAGCAUUUACACUCUGUCUACCACCUACAAUGAAAAGAGACGGGUUUUAGAAGGAAAAUCAAAUCUGAAGUUGGAUUCUUCUUACCUUGAGGCUACCAAUCAGAUAUCUGGCAGAUACAGUGAUGGUUCGUUUUCCAUUACUUCAGUUUCUGAUGUACAAAAUGGGCUGUUAAAGAACACAGCUUCACUGAAGUGUGAAAACAGCCAGCUGAAAAUGACAUCUGAAACCAAUGGCAGGUAUCAACAUACUGCAGGCGUCAACAAGCUUGAAAUAAUUUUGUCAAAGAAGAUGGCAGCACUUCGAUCCGAGUACCAAGCCACUUACAAGCAAAUCCAGUAUUUUGCCGUGUUUGCAGGUUCUCUCAAUUCCCAGGACCUUGUUUUCAACACUGAUAUCUCCCUGACUGAUCAGAAGAAUCGAGCUGCACAUAAGUCAUCACUCAAUGUCAAUCGGUAUGGUCUAGCCAGCAGUGCAACCACCAACAUGCAGUUUAGUCCCUUGGCAAUGCAGAGUGAAAUGAAUGCCAAGCUCGACACUGCUGGAGGCUCCAUGUCGCUGUCCUCUUCCGGGCGCUAUGGGAAAAACAAUGCAAAAUUCAAUGUAGGUGGAAGAGUGAGCCUAACAGAAAUAACACUGGGAAGUGAAUAUCAGAGUACAGUUCUGGGUAUGGACAACAAACAUGUUUUAAAUUUCAGAGUUAAUCGAGAAGGACUCAAGUUUUCAAAUAAUUUGCAGGGAUCAUUCAAAGAGAUUAAGUUGGAGUACACAAAUGAUUUGAAUAUUCCAGGCUUAUCCUUAACGUUUGUUUCAAAAUUAGACAACAGCUUCGGCUUUGACAAGUUCCACAAACAUGUUUUUGACCUUCAACUGGAGCCUAGCUCACUAGCAGCUAAACUGAGCAAUAAUCUUAAAUACACUAAAACGGAAGUUUCCAACAAAGCAGAGCUCCUUCUUGAGCCUCUGAAUAUGAACUUGGGUGGCAAUGUCCGAGGAGCCCAUGGAGCAGAUGAAGUAAGGCACACCUACACCCUUAGAUGUGCUGGUCUAACUGCAGACUUGAAAACAGACACCGUGGCAAACGUUCAAGGCGCAGCAGUGAGUCACAGAGUUCAUCUGGAUGCGGCAGGGCUUUCUUCCUCAGUUACCAUGAACACAAACUGUGAUUCCAAACCUCUCCGUUUCAGCAAUGCUGUGCGUUCCACUAUGGCCCCAUUUGUCAUCACGGCUGACAUACACACCAAUGCUAAUGGAAAGCUGGUUGCUGUGGGUGAACACACAGGAGACUUGUACAGCAAAUUGCUGUUUAAAGCAGAACCUCUUGCUUUCACUUUCUCCCAUGAUUACAGAGGCUCUACCAGCCACAGCUUGAAGUCUAGAGGAAGAUACACUACCCUGCUUGACAACAAAGUUAAUAUGCUUUUUACUCCAUCAGAGCAGUCAAGUGCUUGGAAAUUGAAAAGUCAGCUAAACAAUAAUGUAUAUUCACAAGAUUUCAGUGCUUACAAUAAUGCAGAGAAGAUCGGUGUGGAACUUAAUGGAAGAGCAUUAGCAGAUCUCUCUGUAAUGGACACAUCAGUCACACUACCAUUAACAUCUGAAGAAGUUAAUUUAAUUGAUCUAUUGGGUCUCAGGAACAGCAUAUCAGAACCUCAAGAAUUCAGCAUCUCUGGCUUUGUGAAGUAUGACAAAAAUAAAGAUAUGCAUGUUAUUAGCCUACCCGUCUUGGAAAAUUUGCCAGUUUACUUUGAAAAACUCAGAGGCACCAUUCUAUCCACACUGAAGGCCAUACAAAGUUAUCUGAAGAGCAUAGAUAUAGAACAACACAUGAAAAAAUACAAGGCAACUUUGAACAAACUGCCACAGGACAUUAACGAUUACAUGGACAAAUUAGAUAUCAAAGCCAAAGUUAGCAGCAUGAAAAAUAAUUUUGUUGCUUUCACAAAGGACUACAGAAUAACAUCUGAUGAUCUCCAAAUUAUGCUGGAAAAAGUCAUGGACACUCUUCAAGAAAUAUUGUCUCAGCUGCAGCUCUAUCUGAUAGAAGUUGAGCAAUACAUCAAAGACUGUUAUGAGCAGUACGACAUUAAAGCACUUAUUGCACAGCUUCUUGACCAAAUAGUUGAAACAAUGACAGCUCUAGAUAACAAAUAUCAGGUAAGAACAACUAUAAUCAACAUCAUUGAAAAAUUGCGGGUUUUUUUCCAACAAUAUGAUCUUAACAAAAUCGGAAGCAGCACUUUGGCUUGGAUUAAAAAUCUUGAUGGUGAAUACGGGAUUACAGCUAAAAUUCAGGAAAAACUGGAAUUAUUCAAGAUUCAAAUUCAGAAUAUUGAUCUCAGAAGCGUUGCGGAAAAUUUGAAACGACAGAUUAAAGCGUUUGAUGCUAAAGAAUGUUUAGAAAAAUUUAAGCGAUCUUUGCCAAUCGAAAAAAUCAAUGAGAUUCUUGAACAAAUCAAAGACUUUAUUCUAAAUUGGAUAGAGGAAUAUGAAUUAUCUGAGAAGAUCAGCGCUUUCCGUGGUCAUAUGCACAAAUUGAUUAUAAAAUAUGAAAUUGAUAAGCAGAUAUAUUUUUUAAUUGACAGAAUGAUAGAACUGCUUAAAACAUACAGAAUAAAAGAAACUGUCCAGAAACUGACCAUCUACCUGCAAAAUGCUGAUGUGAAGUCAUGCUUUGAUAAAGUUGUUGCUUUUGUUGAUGAUGCUGUCCAGAAAGUGCAAACCUUUGAUUACGAAAAGAUGAUAAAGCAAGUCAACAAGUUCCUUGACAUGGUUAUUAAAAAGCUCAAGGCUUUUGAUUAUGACCAAUUUGUAGAUGACACAAAUAACAGAAUUCGAGAAGUGACUCAGAAAAUAAAUGAGGAACUCAGAAAUCUAGAACUUCCACAGAAAGCAGAAGCACUGAAACAGUAUAUAAGAGAUUUUAGAACUGUGAUUUCAAAAUACAUGGAACAACUAAAGGACACGAAGCUUGCUGCAGUAAUUAACUGGCUCAGGGAGCUCAUAGACUCAACAACAUUUGCUAAUCUCAAAGCCAAGAUAAAUGAACAUCUGGAAGACCUGCGAGAGAGGAUUUCUGAAAUGGAUAUUUCUCAGGAAUUCCAGUGGUGUCUUCAGAAGAUAAGCCAAUUCUACAAUUCUGUUGUCAUAUACAUCUCUGACCAAUGGAACACAGCUUCCAAAAAAAUCACUGUGUUGGCUGAAGAGUAUGACCUAAAAAAUUGGGCUGAAAAUGUAAAACAGUUUGUUGAAACUGGAUUUAAAGUCCCUGAAAUCAGGGCAGUUAUAGUCACUAUACCUGCCUUUGAGGUUAGUCUCCGAAGUCUUCGGGAAGCAACAUUUCAAACACCAGAAUUCAUUGUCCCACUGACUGAUCUCCGUAUCCCCUCCUAUGAGAUCAAUAUUAAGAGACUAAAGGACAUGAAAAUCCCAAUGAAAUUUACUACCCCAGAAUUUAAAAUUCUAAACACCUUUCAAAUUCCUUCCUUCACAAUUGACUUGAUUGAAGUUAAGCUUCUGAUUGUGAGAACAAUAGACAAAAUCAUGUCUGCGGAAUUUCAAUUCCCAUCUAUCGAUGUCUAUUUGAAAGAUCUGAAGAUGAGAGAUAUGCCUUUUUCCGAUCUUUCUUUCCCAGAAAUACAAAUGCCUCAGUUUCAAAUACCAGAAUUAUUGAUUCCAAAGCUAAAUCUAAAUGAGUUCCAGAUUCCUAACAUGAAGAUACCAGAGUUCCAGCUCCCACGUAUCCCACAUACUGUGACUGUCCCUACAUUUGGCAAGCUGUCUGGUGCUUUCAGAGUCACGUCUCCAUUCUUCACACUGUCUACACAAGCUGAGCUUCGUAAUACCACAACGUCUGCAAACAGUCCAGAAUUUGUUACCUCUAUUUCAGCUCAAACAACAUCCAAAUUAGACUUCCUAGUUUUUAGUGUUAUUGCAGAUUCACGUCUGCUGGCCCCUGACAUGAAGCAGCUGAACCUUAAAAAUGCCAUGAAAGUCAACCAUAGGUUCCUUAAAGUUGAUCACACGAAUGAAGUCGUAUUUUUAGGGACCUCGGUAGAAGGUGAAGCUGAAACUAGAGCAAACUUAAAUGCAAAGAAAAAUUCAGUAGAACUACAGAAUAACUUCAUGGUCAAGCUGCAAAGAAAAAUUUGGAUGCAGAGUGGAAUCGCAUAUUCUCACAGACUGAAUAUUCCACAAGCUGAUUUCUCUAGCCAGGCUGAUCUGAUCAAUAACAUGACAACAGAGGUAGAAGCAGGAUACAUAUCAUUUACCUCUGCUGGUAGAGGAAACUGGAAAUGGGCUUCACCUAAUUUCUCUGAUGAAGGUACUCAUGAUUCACUUGCCACUUUCAAGGUUGAGGGCCCCAGUAUUACAUUUUCUGUAAACAACAGAAUAAAUGAUAAGUACCUGAAAGUCAACCAAGCUAUGAAAUAUGAAUGUCAUUCCUUAAUGUCUGCAGCGCUUCAGAUUCAGUCUGAAAUGGAGUCACAGCGUGUGGGACGUAGCCUUCUGAAUGUGCAAGGCACAGGUGAGCUUCUAGGAAUGAAAGUAGAAUUAACAGGCUCUCACAUUGCUAGGCUCCAUGGACGGAUUACUGGAACUGUAAAUAAUGAACUUUCCUUCUUGGCAAACCCUUCUGAAAUUCGUCUUUCAACAAACAAUGAUGGAAAUGUGAAAAUCAGCUUCCCAAUGAAACUAACUGGCAAAAUUGACUUCCUGAAUAACUAUGGGUUUGCCCUCAGCUCUUCUGUUCAGCAGGUCAAUUGGCAAGCUACUGGCAGAUUCAAUCAGUACAGAUAUUCCCAUAAUAUGUCUGCUGGCAGCAAUGAUGACAGAAUCGAAGCUCAUAUUGAAAUGAAUGGAGAUGCCAACCUGGACUUCCUAAACAUUCCUCUAAGCAUUCCUCAGAUUCAGAUUCCCUACACUGGAAUCAAAACUCCUCAGCUGAAAGAUUAUUCACUGUGGGAACAGGUAGGCCUGAAGGAAUUAUUGAAGACAACAAGACAAUCCUUUGAUUUAAAUUUGAAUGCUCAGUAUGAGAAAAACAAAGACAUGCAUGCAAUCCCACUUCCUUUAGCAAAAGUGCAUGAAGUACUUAAUAAGAACAUCCUUUUAUUCAACAAGCAUUUUGAGAAAGGGAGAAAUGCAGCUAUAGAUUUUCUUACAAAGUCAUAUAAUGAAGCCAAAACAAAACUGGACAAAUACAAAAUACAAACAUCACUGAACAAAAUACCACGGACCCUCACGAUUCCAGGAUACACAAUUCCAGUUGUGAAUAUUGAAGUUUCUCCUUUCACUGCUGAGAUGCCAGCCUUUGGUUUCACGCUUCCAAAAGAAAUAAGCACAAGAGGAUUCACCGUCCCAAUAAUUGGCUUUUCAGUUCCAUCUUACACACUAGUCGUACCUUCUUUUGAGCUUCCAGUCCUUCAUAUCCCCCAGGAUCUACGCACCCUAAAGCUUCCUAGAUUCAGAAUCAACAGCUCAGCCAACAACAUCUUAGUUCCUGCCAUGGGCAACAUUACUUAUGACUUCUCAUUUAAAUCCAGUGUAAUCACUUUAACUGCAAAUGCUGGGCUGUUUAAUCAGUCAGAUAUUGUUGGACAUCUCAGUGUGUCAUCCUCUUCUGUCAUUGAGGCUCUGCAAUUUAAGCUGGAUGGUUCAACAAGUUUGACAAGAAAAAGGGGGUUGAAGCUGGCCACAGCAUUGUCCCUGAGUAAUAACAAAUAUCUAGGAGGAAACCAUGAUAGCACUAUCACUCUCUUAAAGAGGAUGAUGGAAGCUUCCAUGGAAACAAAUAUAGAAGUUGACACACCAGUUUUAAAAAUUAAUUUCAGCCAAGAACUUUCUGGAAAUACGAAAUCUAAACCCACUCUUUCCUCAGGGAUAAAAUUAAUAUAUGAUUUUAAUACUCCCAAAUAUGGUACCAGUGCUAAGGGAGAAAUUGCUCACAAAUUUGCUUUAGAGAGCCUUACAUAUUACAUAUCAGUAGAAUCUUCUACAACUGGGGAUAUUGAUGGAGUAUUUUACACUGGAAAUGCAUUUUCUGGGAGUUUAGACCAUGAGGCAAAUGCCUAUUUAAAUGCUAAUGGAGCUCGGUCAUCCCUCAGAUUCGAGGCCCACUCUAAAGCAGAUGGACUCUGGAUGAUUGAAAUCAAAGAAUUACUUGCAGUCGAAGCAUCUACCCGUCGUAUUUAUGCAGUCUGGGAGCACAAUGGUAAGAACUAUGCGCGAUGUACAUCUCGUUUCACAACAACAGGGACUCAGAGAUGCAAAGCAACCUUAGAACUGGCUCCUUGGGAUGUAUCAGCAGAUAUUCAGAUUCAAGCCAUUCAGCCAAAUCCCUACCUGGGCAUGGCAUCAGUUAAUGAGGCUUUUGUAGUGAAAAUCAGUCCUGCAAACCAGAAAGCUGGCUGGAAGGGUGAAGGCCAAAUUCACUCACUAUCUCUCAGUCAUGAUACGCAGAUAUCAAAUGAAAACUCAAAGGCAAAAUUUGUUAUUUCUGGAUCUUUGGAAGGAUACAUGGACUUCCUCAAAGUCAUCAAGUGUCCCAUUUCUGAGAAGAGCUUAUGGGAUAUUUUGAAGCUGGACGUCACUACCAGCGCUGACAGGAAACAGUACUUGAAUGGCUCGGCAUCCCUCGUGUACACCAAGAGUGAGGAUGGUUACUUUUUCCCCAUACCUGUGAAUAAGCUGACCGAUGGCUUCACUGUCACUAUUCCUGGGUUACACCUAAAGGCUCCAAGCCCUGUCCUCAGCACUCCAGAGUUCAACCUUCCUUUCACCACUCUCCAGGUCCCAGCAUACACUGUUGACUUGCGCAACAUAAAAAUUCCACAGACACUAAGUACAAUGCCAUUUGAUGUCCAUUUACCCACAUUGCCAAAGCUGAGAUUCCCCAAAGUGGAUGUAGGAGCAAAUUAUAUUACAUUAGAAGAAUAUAAAAUGCCAUUUUUUGAGGUGACAAUACCUGAAUACCAAAUAACUAUGUCUCAAUUCACUUUACCGAAGAGCGUUUCAUUUGGCAGUUUCUCUGUAGAUCUAGAUGAAGUAGCUAAUAAAAUUGCAGAUUUUGAAAUGCCUACAAUUACCAUUCCUGAACAGAAAAUUGAGAUCCCCCCUCUGAAAAUAUCCUUGCCUGCUGGAAUUUACAUCCCAUCAUUUGGUGCCUUGACUGGAUCUUUCAAAGUUGUUUCCCCUUUGUACAACGUCACCUGGAGAACAGACUUGACAAAUAAGAAGGAUUCGUUUGAACAUUCCAUUGACUCUACCUGCAGCUCAACAUUGCAAUUCCUGGAAUAUGACCUGAAUGUUGUUUCAAACUAUGAAUAUAAAGAAGGCGUGUUUGUUGUGAAGACAACUGGCAGCUUUUCACAUCGUGACAUGAGUGCAAACUACCAGGAAAAUCUAACUAUUUCAGGAUUUAGAGCCAUGGAGGACACUUUAUCACUAGACAUCAUCAGCCCAACUUUCACAGAUGUUCAUGUGCGUUACCAAGAGAAUGAAAGGAAAGCAUCAGGCUCAAUAUCCUCACCCUCAGCUGGGACCCUUGCUUAUGUCAUGGAGGGGGACGAGGAAACUUUCCUUGCCAGAUUGUACUACCAAAGUCAGUCUGCUCCCCAGAACGACAUUGACAUACUUAAAGGUGAGAUAUCCCUCAAGGAACCUGACCAGAUACAAGUGAAAUUCAACUGGAACGAGGAUGCUGCCAAAGACUUGCUGUUGGGUCUGAAAGAAAGAGUGCCUCAAAUGACAAAUGCAGUCUAUAGAUACAUUAAUCGGUACCAUAAGGAGCAUACAGGACUGGAAAUUAGUGCUGCCACCUUAAAGAUGAAGAAUAUAAUGCAGAAUAAUGCUGAAAAAGCGUACACUUUUGCUGCAAAUCAAAUAGAUGAAAUAGAUGCUCAGCUUCGCACAGCUGCCAAUGAGGCCUCUGACAAAUAUCAGGAGCUGAAGUUCAAAGCUAAACGGCUUUAUCGAAGAGCAGCAGAUCAGGCUGAACAGUUUGACUAUCAAAGAAUAAAAGCAGAACUUUUGAAUGUUUUAAUUGACAUAAUAGAGAAGUACCACCAGAAAAUAAAACAUGUAAUUGACUCAGCCACUGAAUUCCUGAAAACCACAAAAUUUCAGGUCCCUGGGUUGUCUGAAAAGUACAGUGGUGCAGAAAUAUACCUCAUGACUACAGAGAAGGUAGCAAAAACUGCUGAUGUAUGCCUUUCAAAACUUCAGGAAUACUUUGAUGCCUUGAUUGCAGCUAUCAAUGAGCUGGAAGUCAGACUUCCUGCUUCUGAAACAAUUCUUAGAGGCCGUAAUGUACUUGAUCAAAUUAAAGAAAUGCUGAAAGAUUUGCAGAACAAAAUCAGGCAGACAUUUGCUGCUCUUCAGGAAGCUGACUUUGCAGGAAGGCUGAAGCAACUGAAACAAGCAGUGCAACAAGUUUUUCAGAAGAUAGAAGAAAUGGUUAGAAGUUUGCAAUCCAAAACUUUUGAAGACAUCAAAGUUGAAACACAACGGCUGUACAAAGAUGCAAUGGCUUCAGAAUUUGCCCAGAAGCUGAGAUCCUUGACAAAAGAUGUUAAAAAAUACAUUUCUCAGUUCAAAGACUUCAGCCAGAAGACAUUCCAGGACCUUUCAAAAAAGCUGCACCAACUGCUCCUCUAUGUAAAGUCAUUGCGGGAGGAAUAUUUUGAUCCAACUACACUUGGAUUGUCAGUGAAAUACUAUGAGGUGGAAGACAAAGUACUGGGAUGGCUGAAGAAUAUCAUAGCUCUUCUCGUGGAUUGGCACAACCAGUUUGUUGGAGAUCUUGCUGGCAUUGCUACACGCCUGACAGACCAAGUAAGGGAGUUGGUGGAAAUCUACAGUCAGGAAUAUUAUGACAUUAUAACUGAUAUUGAAGGAAAAGGAAAACAGAAGAUCAUGGAACUCUCAUCUGCUGCUCAGGAAAAAAUCCGAUAUUGGUCUGCAGCUGCUAAGAGGAAAAUCGAUGAACAUAACAAGCAACUCAAAGAAAAACUCCGGGAGAUCUAUGGGCAGCUUAGUCAGUCCCAAGAAAAGCUAAUCAGUGAAGCCAAAAGGUUAAUUGAUCUAACUAUAGAAAAUUACUCUGCUUUCCUGCAAUAUCUCUCAGAGCUUCUUCGCUGGCUUGAGCAAAUAACAGCUGAGAGCAUAAAGCCAUAUGUAGCUGUUCGUCAAGGAGAGCUGAGAAUACAGGUGCCCAUGGACUGGCAGGCCAUUUACCAAAUGCCCCAAAAAAGCAGACAGGCACUCAGGAAUAAAAUGAAAAUGACACACAUACUGAUUCAGCAAGGCAUUGAGAAAGGCUCCAGGAAAUGGAACGAAAUGCAACACUUCACUAAUGAACAACUUGACACUGAGCAAGUGAGUCCUCAGGAGAUUAUGGAAAAUAUUCAGCAGCGCAUGAACACCUGAAUGGGCAUGUAGAAGAGGAGAAGUAACAAGUUUCUACCAAAAUGUAUUUAAAUACAACAGCAAUCAGUAUACUGGAGCUUCAGGUAUAUAUGUUUGAAUCUGAAUUUGUAAAUGAAAACUUGAUAAUCUACACUAGGUUAUUUUAAUAAGCUUAAUAAGCCAAUAAAUGAGUUCUUUAUUACAUUUCUGUGUCAUUCAUUACAACUACUUUUACUUGGAGCAUAAGGCUUAAUCCAACAAUUUUCAAGGUCAAUGGGAAGUCUUUUCUGUUAUUUCACAAAAUGUUGGAUCAAGUUAAUAAUGUGCAAUGCAUAUUGUAAAUAGUCACAAAAGCUAUGGAAUACAUAGAAUAAACAGGUUUUAAGAUAAAGGUCACAUUCAUAAGCCAGUUGAAGGAAGACUUGGAAACACAUCUAAUUCCCAGCAUAGAGAUACCUUCAUAGAUAAGUAAGGAAAAGAGCAUGUAUAAAAACAUUACUUAAAAAAAUUAUAAAUUCUGAAAAUGGCAUCAAAAAUUGAAAUUCAACAUAGAAAUAUGAACAUAUGUAGAAAUAUGACCCCUGGAAAAUUGUAGAUAAUAAUACAAAGGUUUUUUUAAUAAGAAUUAAUUUAUGCCUGUGUCAGUUUUCAGACAACUCUACCAAGAAUUUUAUAUGAGUUUUCUUUCUACUGGCUAAUUUAUAUUUCAGAAAUACAGGGUUUUCUCACCUGUUUCCCCAUGAUAUUUCUGGUGUCACUUUAAAUUGUCUGUUUUACUUAUUAUGAGUUUAGUCAAAUGUCAAAGUUUCAUGGACAUCACUGUGUAUGAUGGGAGUCAAAAAGUUUUCCCCUCUUAGGCAGAAGCCUAGACCAUUUAAAUGAAUUCUCAGUUUAAAAGAUGAAUUUAAGAUGUUGAAGAAGUCCCUCACAAAAGAAGACUGUUUUUAAGUGGAAAAUAUGUUGAGCUGCAGUGGUGAACUAUAUAGACAGUCCUAGAGAAAUGCAUGCUCGGGCUGAAAUGAUGUUGCCUCUUUGAGAAUAAACUUUUUGACAAACAACACUA
Molecule: messenger RNA, 15047 nt
Organism: Motacilla alba alba
Lineage: Eukaryota; Metazoa; Chordata; Aves; Passeriformes; Motacillidae
Gene: APOB
Product: apolipoprotein B
Biological process (GO): cholesterol transport; cholesterol homeostasis; triglyceride mobilization
Cellular component (GO): very-low-density lipoprotein particle; low-density lipoprotein particle; mature chylomicron
Molecular function (GO): cholesterol transfer activity; low-density lipoprotein particle receptor binding
Source: RefSeq, a predicted model, not a curated record